Sodiomyces alkalinus F11 is the source of this 966-nucleotide messenger RNA. RefSeq lists its product as hypothetical. Bases 1 to 966 code for a protein of 321 amino acids. NCBI's taxonomy places the organism in Eukaryota, Fungi, Ascomycota, Sordariomycetes, Glomerellales, Plectosphaerellaceae. The record is from RefSeq and is a predicted model, not a curated record. The transcript is spliced from 3 exons.
AUGGCCCCCGCCACCAAGAGCAAUUUCAAGUCGUACGAGGCUCAGGCUCGCCUCCUGCGUGCUAUCAUUGCCGCUCAUCCUGAAGUCAAAUGGAACUACAAAGAGAUCUGCAAGCAUUAUGGUUCGGACAUGACUGAAUAUGCUCUCCAACAUCGCUUUCGUACCUUGAAGCGUCAUGCGGAUGUUGUUUCCCAGGCUGCAAAUCAAAACCUCGACUGCAAGGAUAUUCCGGCCGAUCUGCCCAAGGAUCAGAAUGAGGUCGCCCGUAUCUUUGGAAGCUCGACCCCAGAUGGAAUCCAGUUCCAGUUCCGCUCGAUCAAGAAGGAUGCGGAUGCCAUGCGAACCGCCGCCGACAACGGCGACGACCCGGCCAAAGCCCUCAACAUCGGCAGCGCUUUCUCGACACCCAGUCGCAAGCGAUCCACACCCGGCGUAGCCGGCUCCGGUGCGUCCAGCCGCGCCUCGGGAGCGGGGUCCCGUAAGCGGACCAAGGCCCACGCCGCUCCCCCGGCCUCGGAUGGCGAGGAUGACGACGAGGACACGUUCGUCGAAACGCCCACGAAGAAGCGUAUCAUCAAGCAAGAGCCCUCCACCGCCGCCUCCUUCGAUGGCGCCGCCGACAUCCCCGACGUCGCCACCUCGCAGGGCCACGUCUCUCUCUUCGGCAGCAGCGCUUCGUCUGCUCGCGCGGCGGCCGUUCACGUCGACCUUACCGAAGAGAGCGAGCAGGAGAGCCGCUCCGGCAACCAGAGCACGCAGGAAACCCAGCCCGCCUUCGCCCUCAAUGCGGAUGGUGGCAAAGCUGCUAAGGCGCAGAGAUUCACGGCUUCGAAACAGGUGCAGAAACCUGCCGCCGCAGCGUCGAAUGUCGAGUCUGAGUUUAUGCAGGAGCUUGAUCAUGCUUUCAGCAACGACUUUGUUGAUGAUGCUGACCACUUCUAUUCGGGCGGGUACGACGAGAUCUGA